This is a messenger RNA of Cynoglossus semilaevis (tongue sole), 2054 nucleotides long. RefSeq names its product tyrosine 3-monooxygenase/tryptophan 5-monooxygenase activation protein, epsilon polypeptide 1 (gene ywhae1). The coding region runs from base 165 to 929 and encodes 254 amino acids. The transcript is spliced from 6 exons. The record is from RefSeq and is a predicted model, not a curated record. NCBI's taxonomy places the organism in Eukaryota, Metazoa, Chordata, Actinopteri, Pleuronectiformes, Cynoglossidae.
CCGCCAUCUUUACUCCAACCAGCGCAGCGCUGCCGGCGAGGGGCGGUACAGCACUCAUCGACCCGGUUGGACUGUAGAAAUCGCUAAAGAUCCGACACAGUACCUUGGUGUUCACUGAAUUCCUGCAACUGUCAUUUGUCUGCUACUCUGCUUCUCGGUACACAAUGUCAGAGCGAGAAGACCUAGUGUUCCAGGCAAAACUUGCCGAGCAGGCAGAGCGAUAUGACGAAAUGGUGGUUUCGAUGAAGAAUGUGGCGAGCUUGAAUGUGGAUCUCUCAGUGGAAGAGAGAAACCUACUGUCUGUUGCCUACAAGAAUGUGAUUGGUGCUCGGAGAGCUUCCUGGAGGAUAAUCAGCAGUCUUGAACACAGGGAAGACAACAAGGGAGAUGAGAAAUUACAGAUGAUCAAGGAUUACAGGACAGAGGUUGAGAAGGAGCUGAAGACAAUCUGUAAAGACAUUCUGGACACACUGGAUACACACCUCCUCCCAUCUGCCACCGCUGAAGAGUCUAAGGUCUUCUACAACAAAAUGAAGGGUGACUACCACAGGUACCUGGCAGAAUUUGCCACGGGCAACGACAGGAAGGAGGCAGCAGAGAACAGCCUGGUGGCCUACAAAAUUGCUACCGACCUCGCCAUGUCAGCGCUAGCUCCCACACAUCCCAUUCGUCUCGGCCUUGCCCUCAAUUUUUCCGUUUUCUACUACGAGAUCCUCAACUCGCCUGAUCGUGCAUGCAGGCUGGCAAAGGCUGCAUUUGAUGAUGCAAUUGCAGAAUUGGAUUCACUGAGUGAAUCAAGCUACAAGGACUCUACACUUAUCAUGCAGUUGUUACGUGAUAACCUGACACUAUGGACUUCAGACAUGCAGGGAGACGCUGAAGAACAGAAUAAAGAGGUACUGCAAGACGUCGAUGACGAGGCCCAGUGAGACCCUGCCACUAACAACCAUCAACUUGAGAAACCACCGCCCCCACGUUCACCCUCCCUUUACCACCUCACACUCCUACAAUGUCUCCUUCCUCUUCCAUGAGUCACCUUUCUCCUGUCCCCUCCUCCCUUCCUCUUCCUUGCCUGUGCUGCUCCAUGACCCAGCUGGGCCACGGGGCAUGCAGGUAAAUUGUUUUUCCCCUCUCCUUCUUAUUUUUUAUAUUAGCCCUUCCACCAUACAAGUAAUACCACUCAAGUGAGACAGGAAAUACAAUGUUAGAAAGACAAAGAUAAUGAAAGACUCCCUGGUUUUCUCUUCAUUUAUUAUUUUUUUUCCUUUGGUCCUGGUACAAGCAGAUCCUGAGUUAUCUUUGUUUUCACCAUUAUGGGUUUUUUUUUUCCUUUUUCCACUAAUUUCAUCAGUUGCUGGAUGUAUUGAGAUCUUUUUUUUUUCUUAAUGUAAUUACAGAAAUUAACUUUUAUUACUGAUAAUGUUGACUUAGAAAUGGGAGCUAUUUUAUCUCUGUUUUUAGUGAAAUGUCAAAUCCUGAUUUCUUUUUUUAUGGGCAAUUUGAAAUAAACGACAAGUGCCCUUUUUGUUAACUUAGGUUUUUAGGGGAAGCUGGCAAAAUUCUUGAUAUCCAUGUGGAGCAAAGAAGUCCUGAAAUUUUACACCAUAGUGGUUCUGUCGUCACGUUCACGUUCGUCAUCUCUGUGCUGAAAUACUGUAACCGUGUCACAUGCUGAAUUUCUCUUUGGAGGUUGACUCCUGGUCAGCUGGUGGUUUAAGUUUUUUGGGGGAAUUAAAAACAUAUAUCUUGGGAGAUCUGUCACUCUUGUUAAAGAAAAGUCUCAAAUUUAGCCCUGCUCCUCGGCGCUAGCCCAAAAUUUACCGUUGUUGUUGCUGUGCUCGUCGAAGUUAAAAACACAUCUCAACUAACAUCCUGAGAUCUUCUUUCUCUAUGCUGUUGCCUGAGUUCCUUUUGUUUUGCUUCAUUAUGUGUAACUUGGAGCUGAUUUGUACUACUGGAUAUCUGACUGGAGCCACAGACAGGGAAUCUGAAUUGUUCUUACUGAAACACAGCAUGGAAUUAACAUUAAACAAUCUAAAUUAAAUAUCACACAC